GAGUCUAGGAAAGCGGCUCAAGACACCUGUCGCUUACACCACAGCCCAAGCUUGCUCAGAGCUUCCGACACGACUCUCUCUCUCUCUCUCUACAGCCACUCCGAAUUUCGCUCCCCCCAACCAAAAAAAAGAAACCAAUACAAAUCAAACUGAGACUUAUACUCGAUCUCCUUCAAGUGGAUGCUAUAUAUAAGACAGCUCCCUAAACUCAAGCUGCUGCCACUACUUGAAGUUUCCCAAAAAUGGGGUCUUAUAUGAACUUCAAGAACUUCAGUGAUGCACCGCCUGCGAGUGGUAGUAAUGGGAAGCCGCAGGGAAAUUACCCGUUGGCCCGGCAGCCUUCAGUAUACUCCUUGACCUUUGAUGAGUUCCAGAAUACCUUGGGUGGUUUUGGAAAGGAUUUUGGAUCCAUGAACAUGGAUGAACUUUUGAAAAAUAUAUGGACUGCUGAGGAGACUCAAGCCGUGACAUCUUCAGCUGGUGCCAGAGAAGGAAAUGUCCCGGGUGGCAAUUUGCAGAGGCAAGGAUCUUUGACAUUGCCACGGACACUUAGUCAGAAAACUGUGGAUGAAGUUUGGAGAGACUUGCUGAUUAGGGAAAGCAGCUGCGGUGGUGUUCCAGAUGGGAAUGGAAAUGGGGGAUCAAGUGUGCCGCAGAGGCAACAAACUCUGGGAGAGAUGACAUUAGAAGAGUUUUUGCUGAGAGCUGGCGUGGUGAGAGAAGAUACUCAAUCGAUUGGAAGGCCUAAUAAUAGUGGGUUCUACGGUGAACUAUCAGGAACAAAUGAUAACACGGGUUUAUCCUUUUGCUUUCAACAGCCAGUUCAAAGUAAUGGGGUUUUGGGUAAUCAGAUAAUAGAGAACAAUAAUCCAGUUUCUAAUCAGCCUUCUAAUUUAGCAAUGAAUAUAGGCGGGCUAAGGGCUUCUCAGCAACAAAUUCAGCAGCAGCAGCCACUCUUCCCCAAGCCUGCAACUGUGGCUUUUGCCUCUCCCAUACAUCUUGUAAACAAUGCUCAGCUUGCUAGCCCUCAAAGUAGGGGUACAAUGGUUGGAGUUGCAGAGCCUUCUGUGAAUACUGCUUUGGUUCAGGGUGGAGGAAUUGGCGUGGUUGGUUUGGGUCGUGGGGCUGUCACUAGUAUGGCUGGGUCCCCUGCAAGUCAGAUAUCAUCAGAUGUGAUUUCAAAGAGUAGCGUCGAUACCUCGUCAUUGUCACCAGUUCCAUACCUAUAUAACCGGGGAAGGAAAUGCGGUGGGGCUUUGGAGAAAGUGGUCGAGAGAAGGCAAAGGAGAAUGAUCAAGAACAGAGAGUCAGCUGCAAGAUCACGGGCUCGUAAGCAGGCAUAUACCUUGGAACUGGAAGCAGAAGUUGCAAAACUCAAAGAAAUGAACCAAGAGUUGCAGAAAAAACAGGCAGAAAUUAUGGAGCUGCAGAAAAACCAGAUAAUAGAGAAGAUGAAUCGGCAGUGGGGAAGUAAAAGAAGAUGCCUGAGAAGGACACUGACUGGCCCUUGGUAGAGAUGAUGAAACCGAUUGUGAAUACAGGAAAUGGUGCUUUUUGAGUACGCAGAUGUAGGCGGUUGAUCAUUGAUGUAGUAGUGUAAUGGUUAAGAGUGUGUGCAUCUGUCAUCUGACUACAAAGUUUAGGUAGCUGCAGUAUGUAUAGGACUAGAGACAAAAAGAUAGAGUUUGUGUUGUAAAUUAAAACUGAGAUUAGUUUUAUGUUACAGAUUGAAGCUUUUUGCGUGA
Juglans regia (Persian walnut) is the source of this 1745-nucleotide messenger RNA. RefSeq names its product ABSCISIC ACID-INSENSITIVE 5-like protein 7. Gene Ontology annotation, biological process: positive regulation of DNA-templated transcription. The transcript is spliced from 5 exons. The record is from RefSeq and is a predicted model, not a curated record. The coding region runs from base 243 to 1514 and encodes 423 amino acids. Gene Ontology annotation, molecular function: DNA-binding transcription factor activity. NCBI's taxonomy places the organism in Eukaryota, Viridiplantae, Streptophyta, Magnoliopsida, Fagales, Juglandaceae. Gene Ontology annotation, cellular component: nucleus.